CGGAAGCCAGCCCCAGGGGGCGACCAGGUCACAGGGUGGAGUAGGAAAGGCCAGCCUCGCCCUGAGUGCCCUGCCCCCGCGAUGGGCGUGCAGCCCCCCAACUUCUCCUGGGUGCUCCCGGGACGGCUGGCCGGGCUGGCGCUGCCGAGACUCCCUGCACACUACCAGUUCCUGCUGGACCUGGGCGUGCGGCACCUGGUGUCCCUGACGGAGCGCGGGCCCCCUCACAGCGACAGCUGUCCUGGCCUCACGCUGCACCGACUGCGCAUCCCUGAUUUUUGCCCGCCUGCCCCCGAACAGAUCGACCAAUUUGUGAAGCUUGUAGACGAGGCCAACGCUCGGGGAGAGGCCGUCGGAGUGCACUGUGCUCUGGGCUUUGGCCGCACGGGCACCAUGCUGGCCUGCUACCUGGUGAAGGAGCGGGGCUUGGCUGCAGGAGAUGCCAUUGCUGAGAUUCGGCGCCUGCGACCUGGAUCCAUUGAGACGUAUGAACAAGAGAAAGCUGUCUUCCAGUUCUACCAGAGAACAAAAUAAGAGAUAGCAGCAACAG
Acomys russatus (golden spiny mouse) is the source of this 550-nucleotide messenger RNA. RefSeq names its product dual specificity phosphatase 23 (gene Dusp23). The transcript has 2 exons. The record is from RefSeq and is a predicted model, not a curated record. Bases 82 to 534 code for a protein of 150 amino acids. NCBI's taxonomy places the organism in Eukaryota, Metazoa, Chordata, Mammalia, Rodentia, Muridae. Gene Ontology annotation, biological process: protein dephosphorylation; cilium assembly. Gene Ontology annotation, molecular function: protein tyrosine/serine/threonine phosphatase activity.